UUGAUGAGAAGUCUAUAAAAGCUGACUCUUCCCAAAGAUUCGUCCUAUUUGGCAGCUGCUGCCUCUCCCACAGCUUCUGAUCUCUAAGGGGACGCUGCUAUCCCAGAGUACCUGUCACCAUGGCCCACCAAUUCCCAGCUCUCACACCAGAACAGAAGAAGGAGCUCUCUGAAAUUGCCCAGCGCAUCGUCGCCAAUGGGAAGGGGAUCCUGGCUGCCGACGAGUCUGUGGGCACCAUGGGAAACCGCCUGCAGAGGAUCAAUGUGGAGAACACAGAGGAGAACCGACGGCAGUUCCGAGAAAUCAUCUUUACCGUGGACAACUCCAUCAGCCAGAGCAUCGGGGGUGUGAUCCUCUUCCAUGAGACCCUCUACCAGAAGGACAGCCAGGGAAAGCUGUUCAGAAACAUCCUUAAGGAAAAGGGCAUCGUGCUGGGGAUUAAGUUAGACCAAGGAAGUGCUCCUCUUGCAGGAACAAACAAAGAAACCACCAUUCAAGGACUCGAUGGCCUUUCUCAGCGCUGUGCUCAGUACAAGAAAGACGGUGUCGACUUUGGGAAGUGGCGUGCUGUGCUGAGGAUUGACAAACAGUGUCCAUCCCCUCUUGCCAUCCAGGAGAAUGCCAAUGCCCUGGCUCGCUAUGCCAGCAUCUGUCAGCAGAAUGGGCUGGUACCCAUUGUUGAGCCGGAGGUAAUUCCUGAUGGUGACCAUGACCUGGAACACUGCCAGUAUGUCACUGAGAAGGUCCUGGCUACUGUCUACAAGACCCUGAAUGACCAUAAUGUUUACCUGGAGGGCACCCUGCUGAAGCCCAACAUGGUGACUGCUGGGCAUGCCUGCACCAAGAAGUAUACUCCAGAGCAAGUGGCUAUGGCCACUGUCACGGCUCUGUACCGCACCGUUCCUGCAGCUGUUCCUGGCAUCUGCUUUUUGUCUGGUGGCAUGAGUGAAGAGGAUGCUACCCUCAACCUCAAUGCUAUCAACCUCUGCCCUCUACCAAAGCCCUGGAAACUGAGUUUCUCUUACGGACGGGCCCUGCAGGCCAGUGCGCUGGCUGCCUGGAGUGGCAAGGCUGCAAACAAGAAGGCCACACAGGAGGCCUUCGUGAAGCGGGCUGUGGCUAACUCCCAGGCAGCCCGAGGCAAGUACGUUCCCAUGGGCUCUUCCAGUGCUGCGUCCACCCAGUCACUCUACACACCCUGCUAUACCUACUAGAACCCGAGGCUGGGUGGCUGGCUCCGGCUCUUCUAGGUGUCUUGGGAGGUGGGCUGAAAGGGAACAACAACCUUUCGACUGAUCCUGGAAAUUAGACAAGAUUAGAUUGAACCACUGGAAACACAAUGCACGUUAAAUUUCUAGACACAAGAAAAAAAUCAUUUAUUGAAACAAGUCUGAAUGUCAAAGAUCUGAUGAAAUGUCACACGACGGUUUUCCUGCCACACUUCCAGCUGUACAUGCCCCAAAGCAUGCACCUAAAAACAGACUUUAAAACAAAAUCAGCUCUCCAUCCAAGUAACAACUACCAAAUGAAACAUCUCAGAAGCUGAGGGCAGAGAAGUGUGUCUUGUUAAACAACCUUAGGAGUGGUAGGUUAUGAAGGAGACAGCUACAAUCAAAAAAGAAAUAAAAUACGAUACAAAUCUUCAA
Messenger RNA from Artibeus jamaicensis (Jamaican fruit-eating bat), 1646 nucleotides. RefSeq names its product aldolase, fructose-bisphosphate B (gene ALDOB). The coding region runs from base 120 to 1214 and encodes 364 amino acids. The transcript is spliced from 9 exons. Gene Ontology annotation, cellular component: cytosol. NCBI's taxonomy places the organism in Eukaryota, Metazoa, Chordata, Mammalia, Chiroptera, Phyllostomidae. Gene Ontology annotation, biological process: fructose 1,6-bisphosphate metabolic process; glycolytic process. The record is from RefSeq and is a predicted model, not a curated record. Gene Ontology annotation, molecular function: fructose-bisphosphate aldolase activity; fructose-1-phosphate aldolase activity.